AUGGAAAGUGACACACAGAAACUCAACCUGAAGAGGGAAGUGGGGAUCAUAGGAGCGGUGUCCUUCAUUGCUGGAACCAUGAUAGGAUCCGGGAUUUUCACAUCGCCCCAGUUUGUGUUGUCUGCCAUCGGCAGCUCCGGGGCCAGCUUUAUAAUAUGGACUUGCUGUGGAUUGAUAGCCAUGCUUGCGGGUCUCUGCUAUGCCGAACUGGGCACAGUCAUACCGGAGUCUGGAGCAGAAUACAUCUAUAUACUGCGGACAGCAGGGAGAGUGGUGGCCUUUAUGUUUGUCUUCAGCUUCAUUAUUGUCAUGAGGCCUGCCAGUGCCACAGGAAUUGCCCUGAGUUUGGCUGAAUACGUCGUGGCUCCCUUUUACAGCGGAUGCACCCCUCCACAAGCCGCGGUGAAGUGCGCGGCCGCGACGGCUAUCUUGGUGGUGGCCUUAGUCAACUGUCUCAGUGUCCGCUUGGCCACCGCCAUCCAGGUGGUUUCCAUGGUCGUCAAACUGCUGGCACUGGUUGUGAUCAUUUUGGGAGGGGCCGUGAUGCUUUUCCAGGGACACACUAAGAACUUUGAUAACUCCUUUGAGGGAACAAAUGCUGAUAUCAGCUCCAUUGGCAUUGCUUUCUAUCAGGGCUUGUGGUCCUACGAUGGGUGGAACACUUUGAAUUUUGUAACCGAGGAGCUGAAGCACCCAGAAGUGAAUCUUCCUCGGGCUGUUGUGAUUGCCAUUUCUCUGGUGACUGGCUUAUAUCUGCUGGUGAAUGUGAGCUACCUGACGGUGUUGACGCCGAGAGAGCUCAUGUCCUCCAGCGCAGUCGCAGUAACCUGGGGGAAUAAGGUGCUGGGGAGCUGGGGCUGGAUCAUGUCCGUGGCCGCGGCGUUGUCGGCUUUCGGGUCCCUGAAUGGAACGUUCUUCAGCGGCGGCCGCGUGUGCUUCGUCGCCGCCAGGGAAGGACACAUGCCAGAUAUUCUGGCCAUGGCUCACAUCCACAGGCUGACUCCAUCUCCGGCCCUCAUCUUCACCACCGUCGUCUCCCUGCUGGUGCUGAUCCCCGGAGACUUCCAGAGCAUCGUCAACUUUUUCAGUUUCACCGCCUGGUUUUUCUACGGCAUCACCCUGUCCGGACUUAUCUAUCUCAAGAUCAAGAAGCCGGAGCUCCCCAGGCCGUACAGGGUUCCCAUCAUACUCCCCAUACUGGUCAUCAUUGUUGCAGUAUUCCUCGUGCUGGCACCCAUCAUUGACGAUCCUCAGAUUGAAUACCUCUAUGUGACUUUAUUUAUCUUAAGCGGAGCUAUAGUUUAUGUACCCUUCAUCCAUUACAAGCUCUGCGGGGGGCUGUUGACCAAGUUGACAGUGUUCCUGCAGCUGUUCUUGGAGGUCGCGCCCGCAGAGAAGAACUUGUGAUUCGGGCAGAAAAAGGGAAACAUUGCAUUUUACAUUUAAUAUGAACCGAGCGUUGCCUCCUGUUUCUCAGUAAUACGAUGCGCUUUUAACACCACCGGUAUUUGCAGAUGAUCUUAAUCACAUGUGAAAAAUAUAUAUGAAUAAAAACUGCAACGUUA
This is a messenger RNA of Pseudoliparis swirei, 1565 nucleotides long. Its product is annotated as b(0,+)-type amino acid transporter 1. The record is from RefSeq and is a predicted model, not a curated record. Gene Ontology annotation, biological process: amino acid transmembrane transport. The coding region runs from base 1 to 1407 and encodes 468 amino acids. Gene Ontology annotation, cellular component: membrane. The transcript is spliced from 6 exons. Gene Ontology annotation, molecular function: L-amino acid transmembrane transporter activity. Lineage: Eukaryota; Metazoa; Chordata; Actinopteri; Perciformes; Liparidae.